UUUACACAAGAGAUGGAACGUUUAUAUUUGGCUUCAUCUUCUAGUGUUGAAAAUCAGAUUGAACCGUUUGAUUUCUUCGCAGAAAAAACCCAAAAUGCAUUUGAAUUCCUUACCUUGUCUCAGCCAUCUGAAAAAGAAAUUAGACUAUCUAAUGAUCAAGAAAACCCUAAUUCGUGCAACUGGCUUGACAAAGAAGAUGAUGUGACUGUUGCGUUACACAUUGGUCUUCCAAAUUUCAACAACACCUCUACUAAUAUUCCAACUGAUCAUACCAAAGGAGAUGGAAAUAUGGCUGCAGGCACCCAAUAUUGGAUACCAACUCCUUCACAAAUUUUGGUUGGCUUCACCCAUUUUUCAUGUCACAUUUGUCACAAAACUUUCAAUCGCUACAACAAUCUUCAGAUGCAUAUGUGGGGGCAUGGUUCGCAAUAUCGAAAAGGACCAGAAUCACUUAAGGGAACACAACCAAGAGCCAUGUUAGGGAUACCAUGCUACUGUUGUGAGGAAGGGUGCAAGAACAACAUAAACCACCCGAGGGCUAAGCCAUUGAAGGAUUUUCGAACACUGCAAACGCAUUACAAGAGAAAGCACGGGACAAAGCGUUUUGCAUGCAGGAAAUGUGGCAAGUGCUUGGCUGUGAAAGGGGACUGGAGAACGCACGAGAAAAACUGUGGAAAACGUUGGCUUUGCAUUUGUGGUUCGGAUUUUAAGCACAAGAGGUCGUUGAAAGAUCAUAUUGCUUCGUUUGGUGAAGGUCAUGGCCCUUGUCCUCCUAAUUCUUUUGAAGGGGUUGAAGUUCAGAAAAAAUAUUCUGUUUUCGUUUAAUGAUAAAAAACCAACAGGAAGUUUUUGCUAUCCUUUUUGUUGCCAGUAAGCUGUUUAUUAUAAAUUUUCUACUGGAUCUGUGCCUAAAGAAUUGCAGCUUACUGCCCAAAACGUAUUGAAAUAUAUGCCUUCUUUUUUCA
Molecule: messenger RNA, 965 nt
Organism: Nicotiana attenuata
Lineage: Eukaryota; Viridiplantae; Streptophyta; Magnoliopsida; Solanales; Solanaceae
Product: protein TRANSPARENT TESTA 1-like
Exons: 2
Coding region: 13-825 (270 amino acids)
Biological process (GO): anatomical structure development; regulation of gene expression
Cellular component (GO): nucleus
Molecular function (GO): DNA-binding transcription factor activity
Source: RefSeq, a predicted model, not a curated record